GCCGCGUGCCUAUUGGCCGCGGCCUGGUCGGUGGGCGGAGUCAUUGACAAUGACUGAGCUCCGGACACAUGUUUACAUUGAGAGAAGGGAAGAAUGGAGCCGGACAUGAUCCCGUAACACUCAACAAAGUCAGACUGAAGUUAAUGCGAAGAGCGACACUUUGUCAUACGAUGCCUCCCUUGAUAGCAGAAAAGGGAGCCAUUUACACAACAGUGUGGUAUGUGACAUGUCAGACAUGCAAAAAAGGUUUCCUAACAGUUUUGUAGCCUUUCCACAUGAUGGCGUCCACGGCGUCACCUGUGCCCCGUGCCAUUUUCGCCCCCUCACCAACUCCACAUCUGGACUUCGCCCUGGGUGCCCUGGCCUGCUGCGCUGCCUGUGUCUUCACCAACCCUUUAGAAGUAGUCAAGACCCGACUGCAGCUUCAAGGAGAGCUGCGUGCACGGGGCACCUACCAGAGGCACUACCGUGGGGUCCUCCAGGCCCUUUGGGUGGUGGGCCGCACAGAUGGGCUCCGGGGCCUUCAGAAGGGGCUUUCCGUCGGCUUGAUCUACCAAGGAGUGAUGAACGGCGUGAGGCUGGGCUGUUUUUCCUACUGUGAAGCUCUAGGCAUCACGUCAUACCAUGGAGGAAGUGUCCUAUCAGGGGCGGGGGCCGGGGCACUUGGGGCAUUCAUUGCCUCUCCUGCCUACCUGGUGAAGACACAUCUGCAGGCUCAAACGGUAGAAGCCAUCGCAGUGGGCCAUCAGCAUAACCAUGUGGGUGUGUCUGAUGCCUUUGUCACCAUCUAUAGGAAAGAGGGUUUAAUUGGACUCUGGAGGGGCGUGAACGGGGCCGUGCCCCGCGUCAUGGUUGGUUCAGCUGCUCAACUGGCAACCUUCACCUCGGCCAAGGAAUGGGUGUUACAUUCCCAGUGGUUUAGUCUGGGAGCCAACUGGCUCGUCGCUUUAAUCGCAGCCAGCAUCAGCGGGGUUGCUGUGGCGAUCACCAUGACACCCUUUGAUGUCAUUAGUACGAGGCUCUACAACCAGCCAGUGGAUGAGUUUCACAGGGGACGACUCUACAAUGGCUUUUCGGAUUGUAUGCUGAAAGUGUGCCAAGCUGAAGGACUGCUCGGUCUGUACAAAGGCAUGGGCCCAGUUUUUCUGCGCUUGGCUCCACACACAGUUCUCAGCAUGCUAUUCUGGGAUCUGAUGAGGCAACAAGCCGUGAAAAACAGGCAGACCCACGGGCAGGGCUGAAUCCUUCAAAAUACACACAGCAAGAAUUACAAGAUUGUGCAAACUCUGAACUUGUAACUCCUUUACUGUGAAGAAGAACAACCAUCCCAUGAAGAUGGUACGAAUGAUUUACAAAGAACUACUUGACCAACGAUGAACACGUGCUGCUCGGACAAGAAGCUCCUGUCAAAUGUUUGAAGUGUGAUGGUUUGUUUUGUGGCCCUUGUAAAUGUUAAUAUGCGAGCAGUAGUGGUUAAAGCAAACCCUGAAUUAUUCAUUCAGAUCCUGACUAAAUUUGGUUUUAGUGUUUUUUGUUUAUUUGUUUUUUGGUAGAAUGGGCGUCUUUUGGCUGGAAAUGACAUAAGACGGUAUAAGAUAUAAGUAAAGACCGUGUAAAGUAAAUUCAGAAAUUUGAUGGGGCCCAGUGACUCACCUCAGCCCCGGCAGACUCGCACCUCCCCCACUAUGGAAAAAUUGCACGCCUUCAUUCGCGUCAACGGUUAUCCAGUGCAUGAUAUGCAGUUCUUGUAGCUUACUAGCUGUAUAUGCACCAUGAAAAUAGUGUGUGUUCCAUUAACCUGCUGUGCAUGUUUUUGGAAUGUGGGAGGAAGCUGGAGUACCCGGGGAAAACCCACGCAAGCACGGGGACAACAUGCAAACUCCACGCAGGAAGGCCGUAGCAGAAAUCGAACGUUGCACCUCUGCACUGCGAGGCGGACAUGCUAACCAGUCGAUCACAAGACACCUUUUUAAGCCUCAUACUUUUUUCCAGUGCGUCAAAUUUGUCAGGGUUGUUGUCAAAUUUACAAAACAUACUGUAUUUAUUUUCACUUUACAUGGAUUUGAAAUCUAAUAAAUAUUAAUAUAUUAUACGAUAUUUAAAUGGAAUAAUCGUUAUCCAUAUUUUUUUAGGAAAUAUAAUGCGGUAGUUUUUGAAAGGAUCUUGUUAAUGGCACAAUUCUAAUCAAAUGUAACUUCACGUAUAAUAUAAUUAUAAUCAAGUAUACAUUUACAACAUGGGCUAUGCAUGUGUUGACCAGAGUAUAAGUAAUUGUGGAACCUUUUCACAAAAGUGUAAAACUGCUACUUUAACUCAAAAUUUGGUUACAUUGCCAACAGCUUUGGGCUCAAGUACCGUACCCUUUGUUUCUAAAACACAUUCCAAAAUCAAAUUGUUUUAAGAAAUAUCAAGGUGACCUACUAACACUUGCCCUGUAGUUUGAUUUGUUUUGAACAGAUAUCUUGUGGAGGAAUUUUUUAAACAAAUGUAAGCAAUUCACUGUUCAAUUCAUGUUUCUUUGUUGGG
This is a messenger RNA of Hippocampus comes (tiger tail seahorse), 2526 nucleotides long. RefSeq names its product solute carrier family 25 member 34 (gene slc25a34). The record is from RefSeq and is a predicted model, not a curated record. Bases 276 to 1241 code for a protein of 321 amino acids. NCBI's taxonomy places the organism in Eukaryota, Metazoa, Chordata, Actinopteri, Syngnathiformes, Syngnathidae. The transcript is spliced from 7 exons.